Molecule: messenger RNA, 1014 nt
Organism: Sphaeroforma arctica JP610
Lineage: Eukaryota; Ichthyosporea; Ichthyophonida
Exons: 2
Coding region: 1-933 (310 amino acids)
Source: RefSeq, a predicted model, not a curated record
AUGGUGGAAUGGUGUGACUACUGCACACUACCCGAAGACUCGGCCACAUCGUUUCUGAUCUCCCCCCGGUGCGCUAUGGUAGGCGUAGACAAGUCACAGCAGAGACACCACUCCACCACACUCUGCGUGCACUCGAAAGCCUCGCAGCUACAGCACCCCCUCCAUGCCCCCACAUCUCACCGCGCAUUCGUAGAAGACAAUCCGCUCUCCCCCUUCGUCCAUGGCCUGCGCGUGUCGUCGUCGCCUCUGCCAGCCACUGCCGAUGCAGCAAGCACAGACCCUUCGCUGGUAGAGGGUCCGGCGGUAGGGAGGGCGCCCCAAACCUCAGCCCUGGCCAUUUGGGCGGUUGUGUUGUUUGGGUUGGCUAUCCUCGCCACGGGUGUGUGCUGCAUUACCGUCUACUGCAAACGCCAGAAGCGUAAGCGUGACAUCCAGAACCUGCGCAAUGUGUACUCCAUGACUGGUCGCCCGUCAGCGGCUGAUCACAGUCUUAAGUUUGGCCAGGCGCGGUUCGGAGAGGACAAUAUUCUGUCCGUAAGCCGCGACUCACUACCGCCGAAUCCAUCGAUGGUCAAUCCUGAUCCACGGUGCAACUACGACGAGCAGGCCGACCCCUAUGCUGAGCCCGAUCUCAUCGGCGACCUCAGCACCACAGACACCAACAGCAAGCUUGUGGAUGUGGCAAUGGGCGAACGACCCACCGCCACGCGCACAAAGACACGAGCCCAACGCACACACACCCUCAUUCCCACCUUUGCCGAUAUAACAUCCCCACAACCCGCCAACGCCGCCACGCGUAGUUCCGCUUAUGCCGAAGGAGCCGUGCCCGACUUCAUGCCGUCCUCACCCACCAUGCCUCACAUUCUCAGUGUACGUGCCAGAGGAGUGUUGGGCGUGGAUUCCGAUGACCACUUCGGCUCAAAUGGUCACUAAAAGGCCGUAGGACAUGGAUGAGCAUACGUAUAAUACGAUAAAAUACAUAGUACGACAAAGUAACAUAGGAAAAUAAAGCCA